GCACAGCGACGACGAGGCGCAGCCGCCCGCCGACAGGGUGAAAUCACUCACGACGAUCCCGACCGCCGUCCAACUAGACACCUGGGAUUAUGAUGCGACGUCCAGGCGCACGAAGGUCACAUUCCCAGUGGACGUGCCGAAGUUCUUGGCGCACUGCUGGCCAUGGCCGAUUUGUUGCAAGAUCGACGGCGACAUGAUCGACCCCAGGACCGCUGAGUUCGACCCGCUCGAGCCACGCAUCAUGCUCGUCGGCGGGGAGUUCCCCGUCAAGCUUGAGACGUCCAGGGCGCGCUUCAUCAGGAGCGUCCUGGGUGAGUUCAUGGGCAAGGGCAGCAACGGCAAGCAAUGCGACGACCUGGGUGACACGUCUGCCUUCUUUUGCGAGAUCACGACGGUUGCCAACGCAAUCGGCGCCCUCUUCGACAUGGAGAAGCUCCUCGACGGCGACGCUGGCGAGAAUGCGAUGAACGACCUCAAGGAGAUCAGCGACACAGAGCACACGUCCAGCGCGAUCAAAUCGGUGGCCCUCGUGGUCGCAAACGUAGACUUAUACCGUGGCCUUCUCGCUACCGCCAUGACCAACGCUGCGAAGAUCAACGAUGCUCGGCCCAAGUACGUGGACACCAGCGCCGAUAUUGACGCGAAGAUGCAGCUUAGCCCCAACGAGCUUGCAUCCGGUGCCGAGGAGAUCCUCAAGAUGCUCCCAGCGGUCAUCUUCCCUGUCCCAGGUCAGUGCGUCAAACGGCUGCGCGACAAGACCAUGAGCAUCAUCUGCCGAGUUGCCCGUAUAGCCAAGGCCGAGGGUGAGAUCGAACGCGGGCAGGAACUAGUUCAGGUGGCGCUGUCAGUAUUGAAACUUGGUGUCUCGUGCUUCCCUAUGGAAACAUGCAUCCCGAAGUGGAAGACAGUGCUCGUCGAGCUGAUGGCCAAGUUGCAGCCCGCGACCACUGCAAAGGCAAUUUCCGAGGGGUUCGGUGGCGUCGAGAACGGCAGCGACGCCAUCGCCAAGCUCGAGAAGAUCGAGAUGCUCGCAGGCGUCAUUUCAUUGACUGGGCUGCCUGAUGAGAUGCAGAAUGAGAUACUGAGCUCACUGAGGUUCAUGUGUGACGGUGCCUUAGCGUCCUACCCAGCUCCAGAGGUCGAUCGCACCGGGCGCGUGAUCGACGAUGUGGCGCAGAGCCUGGGCAUGGACAACGAAACCGAUGAGCAGAAGAUAGCCCACGCCAUGGUGGCUGGGCGCUCCGCCGAUCAGCUGACGCAGACCAUCAACGCGAUGCUUAACGCUGAAGGGCAAGAGCGGCAAGAGGUCGACACUACUUCAACGGCCACGCUGCAAUUCCUGACCGAGCAGCCCACGAACCACUCCAAGGAGAUCGAGAUC
Prorocentrum cordatum is the source of this 1381-nucleotide messenger RNA. The record is from the annotation of a GenBank genome assembly. NCBI's taxonomy places the organism in Eukaryota, Dinophyceae, Prorocentrales, Prorocentraceae.